This is a messenger RNA of Biomphalaria glabrata, 5900 nucleotides long. RefSeq lists its product as uncharacterized. The record is from RefSeq and is a predicted model, not a curated record. The transcript has 5 exons. Lineage: Eukaryota; Metazoa; Mollusca; Gastropoda; Planorbidae. Gene Ontology annotation, cellular component: extracellular matrix. The coding region runs from base 480 to 2303 and encodes 607 amino acids. Gene Ontology annotation, biological process: cell adhesion.
ACUCCGCCACCCCGAAGUCCCCCAAAGCUGAGGAGGUAGCUAUUGUUUACCUGAGCGUGUGAGACCCGGGGGUGCUACCACGCGACGUAUAUUAAAUCUGAUCUGGAAUAAAUCACAAAUAAAUCUUUGCGCCUCUCUAGGCAAGGUUUUUACUGAUAGACGACACGUUUGUUGGGUAUACAGCGCCGGACUUUGUAAACAUUCGCAAUAUUUCUUUUCAAGACAUUCGCAAUAUUGUGUUUCUUUAAUAGUUAUACAGACGAUUAUUUUGGUGCUUUUUUUACAUUUAAAAAUUAGCUGGAGAUAUUGUGAUUAUUCGAAAGAUAACUUGAUAACUUAAAAAGAAAAAUCAUUUUAGUGCUUCCUUUACGUAUAAAGAUUCGCCGGAAAGAGUGUGAUCAUAUUCAAAAGAGCAUUUUAAAAGAAAAGAUAAUUUACUACACUUCUUGAAAAGUUAGACGUAUUCAAUUGACAUUACAAUGGAUCUCAAGAUAUUGACGCUUGUCUUUGUGAUUGUGGCUCUACUUAGCAACAGUGAGGGGUCUAAAAAAAACAGACGUUCAAAGAGGAACCACGUGACGUGCCGGCCAAACUCUUUGGUCCGCUACCGAGUGACCGUUCACACGUUGUGGUCGAGGACAAUCUUUCCAAACAUGUUUCCUACAUACAGACCUCAUGCCCAGUGGUCAGCCUUAAUUGGUCGGACACAUGGACCUGAUUAUACCCUGUGGGCAGAAGGCCAUAACGCUAGCGCAGGCGUCAAGGCGUUUGCUGAGUUUGGAGACUCUAGCCAGCUGGACCUUGUUUCUACCCAGGGCUUCACGCACGUCCUGGACGCGUUCAUCGCCCCGCCCAUACAACAGAGUGUUGGUCAGACCUCAGCUGUCGUAUUUCUGGACGGGAGACACUCACGAGUCUCUUUCAUAAUGAAGAUCGUUCCAAGUCCAGACUGGUUCAUUGGCGUUAGCUCUGUAGACCUGUGCGCGAACGGCCGCUGGAAGAACCAAGUACGAAUGGACAUGCACCCGAUGGACGGCGGCACUGACCAGGGCUUGACAUUUACUUCCCCCAACUGGCCCAACGUGCCGUUCGAGCCCAUCUCGACCAUCACGUCAUCCUUCCCAGACCACCCGGCUAGUUCAUUCUACUAUCCUGAUCUUCCGGAAUUGCCUCCAAUCGCAUUUGUUACCAUGGAAAUCCUAUCCGAAUAUAGACACAAGCAAAAAUUUUCAGAAGUCAAUCUAAAUGAGACACCAUUCGGAAUCACUCCACAACUAGCUACUUUGACAACUAGGUCACCAAUGACCUCAGGAGCGCAGGAAGUCUCGACUGAGCAGAAGAUGUCGGAAAGAUCGCAUACAUUGGUGACAGAAACACCUUCGACAGUCGCACAGGGGGAAGAGCAGACAAAGACUCUCAGGCUGUUGGACAUUGACGAGCUCAGAAAGCAAGCCUCCAAUCAAGAAUCUCAACCCGCUGAAAAUUUGGCUGCAUCUCAACGUGAAAACAAAGCGCCGAGUCCAGAGUCUAAAGAUGGACAUCUCAAGUCUUCUUCCGAGAGUGACCAAGAAGCAACAACGAGCAGCCUGAAAGUUGACGACGUUGCAGAAGAGAAACAGAGUGUUGUCGGCAUCAUAAACGACCAGCCAAGACCAGAACAAACCAGCCACGAUGAUACGUCACAUCAGCCUGUAGAUGCCACUGCUCCAGCAGACGUGUCGAGCCCGUCAGACCAAACUGAGAAGCACCAGUCUAGUUUUAAAAAUGUUGAGGAUAUCGAGCCUACUGAAUCCCCGCACGAGCCAGAAAGCACAACUCUUCUCUUUGAGCUUAUUCCACAUCUAAACGAUCAAGCCAAGACAAAACUGAGACAGACAAAUAGAGAUGAAGAGAGAAUAGACAAACCUAAGUCUAAGCCUGCCUUGAGGGAACUUUUGAUUGGUCAGCCAAGAACAAGCCAAGCAUCACAAUCCAAUAAAAUAAACAUCCCUCGAAAAGAUGAAAUGAGUUUGAACUAUCCUCAAAACGAUCAGAACCCAAUUGAAGAUGGUCCCGCAGUCGACUGCCUUGUUGACCACUGGUCACCUUGGAAUGCUUGCUCCGUAUCCUGCGGCUUUGGUAAACGAGAGCGAACACGCCAAGUCCUUCAGUUUCCACAGAACGGGGGGUCCUACUGUCCGCUUCUGAGACACAGCGAGACCUGUGGAAGUAUGAGAACCUGCAAGUGGAAUCACUUCUCUUCCAUUUUCAACAGCUCCAACAGGACACGAUCUAACUUGAACAGACUUCAAAGGCGAAAGUGAUACAGAUAAUGGUUGCUAAGUGGUUUAAAUCUUUUUCUUAUUGUCAGAUUUAUAAUGGAUAUGUUUGUAAGUAGAAAAGCAACAUUAAAAAUGAGAAGGCCAUUUAAAUGUUUUUUCAUUCAUAAGGCAUAUGCACUUCAAAUAUUAAUGCGCAGUGUUCCUUUGAAUGGAAGUCAUUUGUUUCUUUUGUUAUGAAAUGAUAGAUGCACCUUAUUAUUCAGUGAAGCAAGAAAUUUAACUAGACCCAUUGUGUAGCCAAUCAGGACAGACAAAUCUGUAUAAAACACUACCAGUAACUACGUAGAUCUAAUGGUAUCAAGUAAUGGCCUUCUAUUCCUUCGAGAUCUUAGCUGAACACAAUCUCGUUACCUGUCUGCAGGGAAAUAAGUUUGAAAUAACUAUAGAAAAACAAUUUUGUUUUGAAGAUCUGCUUAUGAAUAGGUCUGGAGUCAUCUAGCUUAGUUUGCAUAUAAUUUUUUUUUGGCCACUCGUUUUUGCUUUUCUAUUAGCUUCAUGGCCAGUUGCUCUAAUCAGCAAUUUCAGCUUUUUGCUAAAAACACUGUUUCGCCAAUGUGCUGGGUUUCUAAUCUUCCUAGAUUUAGAUUUAUUUUUGUCACGGUAAACUUACUGUCACUUUGACUAAAUUUAUAUCUCUAGAUAAUUGAAUAAUGAGUCUUGAUAGGCUUAUCUAUUAUAUUCUAAAUCAGUGGUUCCCAAACGUUUUCUUUAACGGAACACUUCGCACAUUCUGAGUAUCUAGCGGAACAUUUGGCUUAUUUUGUUUAGAGAGAUUAAUUCUCGUUUUGGCCUACUAGUUAAUUAUUCUGGUAACUCGUUAAACACCUAGUCAAGCCUCGUAGAACUCUAGGGCUCCGCGGAACACAGUUUGGGAAACACUGAUCUAGAUGGUGGUCAUAGGUACAUUUUGUAAGACGGCAAGAUGUGUAUUGCUCGAGCCUGUAAGCCAACAAGUGUUAUAAAUAUUGGAAUGUUUUUGUCUUGGUUACUUCUAUUGCUGUAAAUAUAAGUUGACUUUUUAAAAACUAUUUGUUACUGUUAAGUGAAAUAGACACAAAACAAAUAUUGUGUGCUGAUAAUUUCAUUCGAUUGUGCUUUGAAUUUAAAUUGAUAAGUUUUCUGGGUCCAAGAGGAGAAAUAUAAAUUUAAAUCAAAAAAAAAUAUAUAUCACUUGUAAAGUAUUUUUGACAUGAAAUUAAUGCUUGCAAUCGAAUGUAAAUAAUUGUUUAGUCUCUUGUCAUUACAUUUUUUUUCCCUGUGUGUGAUUGGUGUUUUAGUGAUAGAGCAAGCUUCGCUAUGUCUGUGCGAUACGUGAUAAGCUAAUAAGUAGUCGACCCUUGUUUUACUGAGCUGUAUGGGACCACUGAAAGAAAUAUGUAUUAGGUACAAGCAUGAUACUUAGCACCGUGUAUUAUAUGUGGAUAUUAGUUAAUCAAGCAUGUAGAACCAUGGUUGGUUUCCUGGAAUCUAAUCAGGGCAAGAGUCCAUUGCUUUGGCUUAAGAUUGGAGAACGUAGAGUGUGGUGAAGAAAAUUUAGCGCUCGGAAAAUAAAACGGAAUAAAAAAAUGAUUAUUAACUUAAUUAGCUUUAAGGGGGGGACUAUAAUUUACGUAAACAAGAAUGGCAUUAGCGAGUUUAAGGUAAAGCAAGCUAUUAUUACAAACUUGUACAUAUUUACUUUUAAUUAUUCAUGAAAUGUGGAAAUGAGGACAGAAAACCAACAUAGAGGAAUGUUCGGGUAAUAUUGACCUGCGGCAUAGAGGCAACCACUUAAAAAAAAAAAGAAACUUUACAUAGCAAUCACAACUCUCUUGAAAUUUGAUUUGUAUUUGUAUCUACUUUUCUCGGAUAUAAUAAUAAUGAUAAUUUAAUGUAUAAGUUUAUAAAGCGCUGUUAACAAACAUAAUUAGUAUUUAUAACUAGAGACAGAUUUAAUUUCUACCCAGUUAAAGGCCUUCGUGAUACACAUGAAUGGUUUACCUGAACUGAUCACUGUCAUAGCACAUGUUUGAGAGUUGGCCAGAAAAGAAAUGGAAAUGUUUUUCUCUCCAACUAUUUUGCUUUGAGGUUAUCUUUGCGCUUUAAAAAAAAAAGCGUAUAUUUAAUCUGUCAUUGCAAUUUGACUAAGUCACUAACGUAUUAUUUCUUUUUUUUUUAAAUUGUAAUUAAACAAAAAUGUGGUUCUCUAAGUUCUAAAUUACUUGUAUGUACCUUUAAAAAGCUAAUUUUAAUUUAUUUUUAUUGAAAAAAAAUGUGUAUUGGUGUAAAUUUUUUGAUCAUGUAUAUUUAUUUUGAAGCAUAUAUAUUUGUAUACAUUUAGUAAGAGUGUGGGUGCUCACGCUGCGGCUCUAGCCAACCCGUGGGGUGACCGUUAGUUAGAAAAGUGUAUCUCAGCUUAUAAUUGUAGCUCUGCUUAUAAUUGUAACUCUGCUGUUAAAUGUAGCUUUAGAUCAAGAUUCUGUGAUUGCUUAAUCUCUUCUCCUGAAGUUAACUAAAGUCUCACACUGUUGCAUUGAAAUCAGUGUCCUAGAGAGCCUGGACCAUAAUUGCUCGAGUUGGGCGUGAAGAGAACGCAAGGAAAGCGAUACAUUAAAGGGAAAGAAUUCCUUUAAAUUUCUUAUGAUUACAUUUUGUUAUACACACCUACAAAUAAAAAGUAAAAAAAAAAGGAAAACAAUAAAAAAAACUGUAAGAUAAACUUAUAUUAGAAACUUAGGCAUCAAACAAGCUUUAUGAACAAAUACGAUUUAUAAUCAAUUCAAAUUAGUAUCUUAUGAUUUCGUGUUGAUUUCGAAUGUUAUAAAAAAAACGAUUUUGUGAACUAGUGGGAUGUUACAUGUAAAAAUUUACCAGUGCAAUAACUAGACUGUGAAACCGACUAAGUGGUAACAAAAAUUAAUGGUUUGUUCAUACCUGUAAAGUUUAAAAAGUGAUUGAUAGAGAUUUAGAUAACCCUAUGCUGGACAGAGACAUUUGUUGUUCAAUCCUGUUCGAAAGGGCUUUGACUAUUUCAGAGUAUGCCCAGUGCAGAAUUCACCCUAAUUCCAUCACCCUCUCUACCGAGCUUUGUGGGUGAUGGAAAAUGGACCGUAGACUAAACUCCACUUUGAAGAAGCAUCUCCAAACUUUUCUAGGCAGUACUUGAAGUACUUUAAUAAGAAAGAUGUGUGGGUUAAUUGAUUAUUUUAUUUAUUUCAUAGUUUAUAAUUUAUGGACACACGAUUUUGCCGAUUAUUACAUUGGUUCUCGCUGGUUUAACAAUUACAUGGGAGUAAUGAUUCACACACACAAAAAAAUAUGAUUUGUGUGGAAAUAAUAGGAUUAAUAGGACUACACAUUUUUGAAUGGUAGAAAUCACCAAUGUUAGGAAGUAAAAAUCUGAUUCAGAGAAAUAUGUUGGCGUUUCAAAAUGUAAAGACUGUUAUAUGAACUUUUUAAACUGUUUUUUUUUUCUUUUUUGUACAUAAGUUUUUUUGUUUUAAGCUAUACCUUAUUUCGUGCAUACACUAUCCUAAUGUUUGCGAUUGUUGUUGAAUAAUAAGAACAAAAUAAAGUAUUGAAUGUUUAAAACUUUAUAAA